CCGCCAUGAUGGUAUGUCCCUGAACCGUUUCAAGAACGAUAUUUUCCAAUAUCAUCACUCCUUGUGGAGUCAGUAGGCUGCGUAAUCAUCUUAGUAAUCGGCACCUCUAAAAGAAGACGGUUUACAAGAUGGAGAGCGCAGAAGUAGGUAGGUAUAAAGACAUCUUCUAGUCCGAGAAGAAGGGAGAAAUCGAAACAUCUCCCUUCCCAUCAACAACAAUCACCCUCAAGACCUUGACAAGAAACACAACUUCUCUCAACUUUUACAUAUCCCAUCUAUCAAUAUGACUGCUAUUACGAAGGUCGCCAUUGCAGGUGCUAGCGGAAGUCUCGGAGCACCAGUGUUUGAACAAGUCUUGAAUGCGGGUUUCCAAGUUACUGUAAUAACUCGCAAGGGAAGUUCUCAUGCUUGGCCGUCAAAUGUUACCGUUAAGGAGGUUGACUACAGCUCGCUCGACUCUCUAACAGAAGCACUCCAAGGCCAAGAUGCUGUUGUUGCGACUAUCACGACUCCAGCAUUAAAUACACAGAUCCUUCUCAUUGAGGCCGCAGCUAAAGCGGGAGUGAAGCGCUUCAUUCCAUCCGAAUUUGGUUCCGACACUUUCAACGAAAAGGCUUCACAGCUACCUUGCUACAAACCCAAAGUCGAAGUCCAGGAAGCCUUGAAAAAAGCUGCUGCCGAGAGCAGCUUGACUUGGACCGCAGUACUUAACGGUGCUUUCCUAGACUGGUCGAUCCGUGUCGGGUUCUUCGCCGACGUCAAAAACCGUACUAUCGAAUUACCAGACGGUGGUAACAACACCGCUUCGGCCACGACGCUGUCAACGAUUGGCAAAGCCGUAGUGGGCGUACUUAGGAACCCUGAGCAGACCAAAAAUCGUCCAGUAUAUGUGCAAGAGACUACUAUUAGCCUCAAGCAGAUAGGAGAGAUCCUCAAGAAACACACUGGAGCAGACGGGUGGAAGGAGAACGUGACGUCGCUUGACGAGGGACUUCAGAAGGUUUUGGAAGAGAUUAAGACCGCAUUCACACCAAACGUCUUUAUCUUGACUCUUAAGGUAGCAAUUUGGGGUAAGGGAUAUGGAGGCCACUUCCAGAAGCUUGACAAUGAGCUUCUAGGUAUCAAGCAGUUGAGCCCAGCUGAAGUGGAGGCUAUUGUGGUUGAGAACAUCCCCAAGUAGAGGAUAGAGCAAUAUCUUAGCCACCUUGGACCAUGCCAGUCUUGUAGUUUGUAGUUUGAACUGAGGUUUAGCUACCGAAUUUUGAUGAGUUGCUAUUAAAGUUGUCAGAUCGUGAACUGAUAGAAGCCCCUAACCUUAGGCACAUAUGUAAAUUUCACAGACAUUGAAUAAAGGAUGAUCAAGCCACAUUGUCCAAAAUUUACACGUCCCAAGAAUAUAUCGAUUCAGUGAUAUUCCGAUGUAUAGAAUUAUU
Molecule: messenger RNA, 1433 nt
Organism: Daldinia decipiens
Lineage: Eukaryota; Fungi; Ascomycota; Sordariomycetes; Xylariales; Hypoxylaceae
Product: NAD(P)-binding protein
Exons: 2
Coding region: 284-1180 (298 amino acids)
Molecular function (GO): oxidoreductase activity
Source: RefSeq, a predicted model, not a curated record